AUGUCUACUAAGACCAAGAAAAAAUUUCAGCAGCUCCUUCGUGUAUCUGCGGCCCACACCAACCCACCUACACCUACCUGCAAUGCCAAAGCUAUACAUAAUGCUACCACAGUUACCAUACCACCGGAAACCGAAAUUCUUCUUAGUCUCGGUCCACAGUUUGCCCUACCGUACACAUCGCUACAUGACAUUCCUUUCUAUCAUAUCAUCGCUGACAUAGAAAAUAUUCUUACGAGCAUCCCUGAGAAAAACAUUAGAGAAUACAAGCGAUGCGACGCAGUAAAUAUCAUACAAAAUUUCAUUCAUAGUUUUGAUGAUAAUCCAAGAGACUCGCUAUCAUGCUUUCUACAACAUGCAUGCAAAACUACCAAACGUUUUAUCAAAAGUCAUCCCGAUAUAAUCAUUGUCAACUCAGAUAAAGGUAAACAGACAGUCGUAAUGUAUGAAAAGGAGUACGACAGUAAGAUGUGCGAAAUGCUAUCAGACCAAAAUACAUAUAAACCUAUCAAACAGAAUCCCACAUCAGGUUACCAACAGCAGAACAACCACCUAGUAAAAAGGCUGCACAACCUCGGACUAAUAGACAAGGAAACAGCAAACCAACUUUCCACCCAGACAGCCCAAAGCCCACGAAUUUACGGACUCCCCAAAUCACACAAACCGAAUCUCCCACUUCGACCAGUUGUGCCCAACAUAAACGCGCCGUCAUAUAUGCUAUCCAAAUUCAUUGGCCGCAUACUACAGGCAUCGAUCAACAGCCGCUAUAACGUAUCAGACUCUUUCUCCUUUUGCCGUUUUAUUAACUCCGUUCAACUACCUGAAGAUCAUAUCUUGGUUUCAUUCGAUGUUGUAUCACUAUUUACAUGCAUUCCCCGAGAACUAGUCACACACACAAUCAUUGAACGCUGGACAGAUAUUAAGCUGAAUACAAACAUUAAUCUGGAUCUAUUUCUGGAAGUAACCACAUUUUGUUUGGAAUGUAGUUAUUUUUCAUACCGUGGAAAACACUUCCGGCAAGUCUUCGGAACAGCGAUGGGCAACCCUUUGUCCCCCACUGUUGCCGAUUUAGUCAUGGAAGCGCUUUUAGACUCCGUUAUUGCUAAACUUGAUUUUCCGAUUCCUGUCUUGAGGAAGUACGUUGACGACUUAUGCCUGGCCCUUCCGAAGGACAAAGUGAACGACGUUCUUUCCACAUUCAACGAGUACAACAGCAACAUUCAAUUCACCUGCGAAAUCGAGAACAACAAGAGACUCCCGUUUCUGGAUAUGGUUUUAGUUCGACAGCCUGAUCAGACCGUUAAAACCGAAUGGUAUGCCAAACCGAUGGCAUCAGGACGGUUUUUAGAUUAUUUCUCUACCCACCCAUUGCACAUGAAAAACAAUGUUGUCACUAACUUUAUGCGACGUGUGAAAGAUUUUAGCACUAAUUUAUCACCAAAGGAAGUUAAAACAAUCAUCGAUAGACAUCUGAAAAUUAACCACUAUCCCACCCAUCUAAGAAACCGAUAUACCAACAGAAUCAACGAACGAUCAUUACCAAUCAACCAACCAAACUCGCAAGAUUCGGCCAAAACAUAUAAGCCACUGAUUUAUGUUCAGAAUCUUUGCAGUAGACUAACAAAGCUGUUUCGAACAGAUUUGCCAAACACCACUUUAGCAACACGGAACGAACGCACGGUAGGAGCUAUGUUCACAAAUAUGAAAGACAAAUUAGCAGCUGAAAACCAACACAACGUGAUUUAUCGUAUUCCGUGUGGCAAUUGUGAUGCCUCUUAUGUAGGGCUAACGACAACACAGCUCAAGAAAAGGCUUAGCAACCACCGUUCGAACAUUAACAAACUGGAACAACUCCUAAACCAGGAACACACUAGAGACACCAACACUCACGAAAUAGCACACCUGAAGGAGAAAACAGCACUUCUUCAACACAGCAUAGACAGCAAUCACCGGUUUAACCUGGAAAAAACAAUAAUUCUGGACCAUCAUCGCCGACCGUCUGCACUUCCUAUUCUCGAAGUUUGUCACAUCAUGAACACCGAGCAUACCGUAAACAAACGCACUGAUGUCGAUUGUCUUAGUUCGACUUACGCAGGAAUAUUACACACACUAAAGACCAAAAUAGGCAAUAGAUCAGAAUUAUAA
Molecule: messenger RNA, 2142 nt
Organism: Wyeomyia smithii (pitcher-plant mosquito)
Lineage: Eukaryota; Metazoa; Arthropoda; Insecta; Diptera; Culicidae
Exons: 1
Coding region: 1-2142 (713 amino acids)
Source: RefSeq, a predicted model, not a curated record